UUUUUCCCCCCCAGUUUGCAGGUGACUCAGCCAUUGUAUGAGAUUUGUCCACACACUGGCUCUUCAGACAGGUUAGCUGUAUUUUUCUGCCAUCGGUUUUCACCAUAUUUGGAGGAGUUGCUGCUUUUCAUUAAAAUAAAUCUGUUACAAGGUCUUCCAUAUCUCACGUUGAGAAGUUCCAUAUCAUACUAAACAUGGAGAAGGAAGAAAAGAAAUUUGUCAAUAAGGCAGAGGAGGAAGAGAUGGAGAUCUAUGGUUAUGAAUUAUGUCGUUGGAAGCUGGUGCUAGUUACUGUAGGAGUGAUCUGUUCUGGUGGCUUCCUCCUCCUCCUCCUCUACUGGAUGCCUCAGUGGCGUGUGAAAGCAACGUGCAAAAGGACUACGCUUAAAGACUGUGAAGUGGUUCUGCUGAGAACAACUGAUGAGUUCAAGAUAUGGUUUUGUGCAAAGGUUCGCGUUAUGCCUUCUUUGGGAGCCAGUCCUUUACAGAAUCCUGACCCUAUUGUACACAAGGUUUCAAAUGGCCACGCUGUCCAUUUCUGUGAAUCUGCUGCAGAAGAGAAUAAAAAUUAUUUGAAAAAAUAUUUGCCUAUUCGUUAUUUCACACAUCACAGCGUGAAGUAUUUCUGGAAUGAUUCAGCUCAAAGUUUUGAUGUUGUACGAGGAUUAGAUGACUCUACAUUCUGUUCUUCAAUUCAUAAUGAACACAGCAGAGGACUGACAAAGGAGAUGCACGAUUAUAGGAAAAUGUUCUUUGGAAUAAAUGAAAUUGCUGUGAAAGUGCCUUCCAUUUUUAAGCUUCUGAUUAAGGAGGUUCUCAAUCCUUUUUACAUUUUUCAGUUGUUCAGUGUGAUAUUGUGGAUCACUGAUGAAUAUCACUACUAUGCAUUAGCAAUUGUGAUCAUGUCUGUAAUAUCCAUUGUUAGCUCACUCUACACUGUUAGAAAGCAAUAUGUUAUGUUACAUGACAUGGUAGCAGCUCACAGCAUUGUAAGGGUUUCUGUCUGCAGAAGAAAUCAAGAAAUUGAAGAAAUCCUUUCUACCAAUCUUGUGCCUGGAGAUAUCAUGUUGAUUCCAUCUAAUGGGACAAUUAUGCCCUGUGAUGCAGUACUUCUCAGUGGUACUUGUAUCGUGAAUGAAAGCAUGUUAACAGGUGAAAGCGUUCCUGUCACGAAGAUUAAUCUACCAAAUCCUUCAGAAUAUCCGAAAGCAACGGGAGAUGAAAUAUACAGUCCAGAAGCUCAUAAGCGACAUACUUUGUUUUGUGGAACCAAUGUGAUCCAAACCCGUUUCUAUACUGGAGAAUUAGUUAAAGCUCUGGUAGUGAGAACAGGCUUUAAUACUGCUAAAGGACAGCUUGUUCGUUCCAUACUGUAUCCAAAGCCAACUGAUUUUAAACUCUACAGAGAUGCCUACUGGUUUCUCCUGUCUCUGGUGGUGGUGGCAGGCAUUGGGUUUAUUUACACAAUUGUCAAUAGCAUCUUAAAUGAGGUUCCAGCUCAUACCAUCAUCAUUGAAUCUCUUGACAUUAUCACCAUCACGGUGCCUCCAGCACUCCCUGCUGCCAUGACUGCUGGCAUCGUUUAUGCACAAAGACGGUUGAAAAAAAUUGGCAUCUUCUGCAUCAGCCCUCAAAGGAUAAAUAUUUGUGGCCAGCUGAAUCUUGUGUGUUUUGAUAAGACUGGCACGCUCACUGAGGAUGGCUUGGACCUUUGGGGAAUUCAGCGGGUGGAAAAUGCUCGUUUCCUUUUGCCGGAAGAGAGGGCUUGCAGUGAGAGCUUGCUGAAGUCUGAGUUUAUUGCUUGCAUGGCAACUUGUCAUUCCCUUACUAAAAUUGAAGGGGUGCUUUCUGGGGAUCCACUUGAUUUGAAGAUGUUUGAAGCAAUAGGUUGGAUUUUAGAAGAAGCAACAGAAGAGGAAACAGCACUUCAUAAUAGAAUCAUGCCAACGGUGGUGCGACCUUCAAAACAACUAUUUCCAGAAUCCAAGCAAGCAACUAAUCAAGAAAUGGAAUUAUUUGAGCUUUCGACCACUUAUGAAAUUGGGAUUGUGCGCCAGUUUCCAUUUUCUUCAGUUUUGCAACGCAUGUGUGUGAUAGCGAGAAUUCUUGGGGAGAAGAGAAUGGAUGCUUAUAUGAAAGGUGCCCCUGAAGUGAUUGCAAGCUUGUGUAAGCAGGAAACAGUUCCUGUUGACUUUGAGAGUGUCCUGGAAGAAUACACUAAGCAAGGCUUCCGAGUUAUUGCUCUCGCUCACAGAAAAUUGGAGUCUAAACUUACAUGGCACAAAGUUCAGACUAUUAAUAGAGAUGCUAUUGAAAGUAACAUGGAUUUUAUGGGGUUAAUUAUAAUGCAAAACAAGUUAAAGCAAGAAACCCCUGCUGUACUUGAAGAUUUGCAUAAAGCCAACAUUCGCACUGUCAUGGUUACAGGAGAUAACAUGUUAACUGCUAUCUCUGUGGCCAGAGAUUGUGGAAUGAUUCUACCUCAGGAUAAGGUCAUUAUUGCUGAAGCACUACCUCCAAAGGAUGGGCAGGCUGCCAGAAUCAACUGGCAUUAUGCAGAUACCCUCGCAAGAUGCACUAGUUCAUCACCAGCCAUAAACUCAGAGGAUAUUCCAGUUAAAUUGGUCCAUGAAAGUCUUGAGGAUCUUCAGAUGACCAAAUACCAUUUUGCAAUGAAUGGAAAGUCAUUUGCAGUUAUUUUGGAGCAUUUUCAGGACCUGGUACCCAAGCUUGUAUUACAUGGCACUGUGUUUGCUCGCAUGGCUCCUGAUCAGAAAACUCAGUUGGUGGAAGCUUUACAAAAUGUAGAUUACUAUGUGGGCAUGUGUGGAGAUGGUGCAAAUGACUGUGGUGCACUAAAGAGGGCACAUGGUGGUAUAUCUUUGUCUGAACUUGAGGCUUCUGUGGCAUCACCAUUCACUUCCAGGACACCAAGUAUUUCCUGCGUGCCAAAGCUGAUCAGGGAAGGCCGUGCUGCUUUAAUAACUUCCUUCUGUGUAUUUAAAUUCAUGGCAUUAUACAGCAUUAUCCAGUACAUCAGCGUUACUCUGCUAUAUUCUAUCCUGAGCAAUUUGGGGGACCACCAAUUUCUCUUCAUUGAUUUGGCAAUCAUUUUGGUGGUUGUAUUCACUAUGAGCCUGAACCCUGCUUGGAAGGAGCUAGUUGCGCGAAGGCCUCCGUCAGGUCUUAUCUCAGGUCCACUUCUGUGCUCCGUUUUGUCUCAGAUCAUCAUCUGCCUUGUUUUCCAAACAGUUGGGUUUCUUUGGGUCAAGCAGCAGCCCUGGUUUGAACGUUGGACACCAGAAUCUGAUGCGUGUAAUAUAUUGGAUGCCACAAACAUCAGCUCUGCACAUGGUGGGAACGAGACUCUUGAUGAUGAACAUAACAUUAAAAAUUAUGAAAACACAACUUUGUUUUUUAUAUCCAGCUUUCAGUACCUCAUAGUUGCAAUUGUCUUUUCAAAAGGAAAGCCCUUUAGACAACCGUGCUACAAAAAUUUUCUGUUUGUUACUUCUGUGGUAGUUCUUUAUGUCUUCUUAUUUUUCAUCAUGUUGCAUCCCUCUGAACUUAUUGACACGUCUUUUGAGCUCGUGUGUGUGCCAUAUGAGUGGCGCCUGAGAAUUCUCAUCAUUGUUAUUGUCAAUGCAAUUGUAUCCGUGCUGAUGGAGGUAAGAAACUCAAAUGGAAAAUACUUACUGUUAAGUGUUUCUCCUAGGCUGUAGGUUUGUCUUUUGGUUUAGGUUUGUUUAGGUUCCACAGCAUGCCAGUGGAAGUGGAGCAAUGAUUUUUAAAUUUGCAUUUCUAAAAAUGUCCUUCCAGGCUGGACUUCAUGUGUCAAAUGUCCUCUGUGUUAAAAGCAUAACUUUAAAACCCGUGUGAUUCAAAAAAAAGAAAAA
This is a messenger RNA of Meleagris gallopavo (turkey), 3896 nucleotides long. The record is from RefSeq and is a predicted model, not a curated record. Lineage: Eukaryota; Metazoa; Chordata; Aves; Galliformes; Phasianidae.